Messenger RNA from Vitrella brassicaformis, 1639 nucleotides. NCBI's taxonomy places the organism in Eukaryota, Vitrellaceae. The record is from the annotation of a GenBank genome assembly.
GUAUUUCAUGACAGACCCACCAUUGUGACUCGAAGAGUCCAGGCCGCUGUCCAGGGGGGGGGCACGCACCCACCCACCCAUCUUACUUACUGUACAUCCAUAUCAUCCAAACCACACACCUAACACUUCGCUUAAACUCAUCCAUCCCACACCCACGAAUGGCCUACCACCUAACCGAAGGACGCGCUCUCGCUUGCCCUGUUGUACAGCUAGCUACCAGGGCUAGCUAGACUGAGCGUGCAGCCAUCCAUUCUUCUGCCCCCCCAUAAACACACCCGCCCACUGACAUGACACCCGCCCGUUCAAUUCACAUGGGCAGUUCCUCAAUGGGCGGAUUCUGCGAUCCCGUCUGGUACCGGCGCUGAUAGCCUCCGGCUCGCGACUGGCCGGUCUGUCGCGGCUUGCGCUGCGCACCACCGGAGGGGCUCCACGUGCGGGAGCUGUACGGCUGGUACCCGUUGUCACCCUCCACAGCCGAUGCAGCCGACACGCGGCCGUAGAGGCCCUGCGAGAGGUCUUGGGGCGUGGGAGCCGCCUUGUCGCUGGCCACUGCUGCCGCCGCGGCGUCCAUGGCGUAGCCGGCCUGGUCUUGUGCUGCGGCGGCGUAGUUGUUGUUGGAGGCUUGUCUGUCCUCCGGGCUGUCGAGCAUGACCAUCUCGCCACGGAAGCGCUGAAGCACGACCUCGGUGGUGAAACGCUCGUUGCCUGCAGCAGGCAGGUCACGUGACACACACACACAUCAAGGAAGUGGCUCGGCGUUCGUUGCGGUGGUUGUGGUACUGACCAUCGUUGCCAGCCCAUCUGCGUGUCUGCAGCGCACCCUCCAAGUACAGCCGGCGGCCCUUCCUGGCAGAGGGAGGCGACAGACAGCACAGCACGCCAUGCCAUGCCAUGCCAUGCCAUGCCAGACGACGAUGUGUCGUCUUCCCUCCUGUGUGCAGUGACCCUACUUACUUGACGUAUUUUUCGACGACUUCCACGAGCUGCUGGUCGUACAGGGCGACACGGUGCCACUCGGUGCGAGUCUUCAGCUCACCCGAUGCCUGAUAACACAAGGAAUGAAAGACAAACACCGAACGAGCUGUCUUUCCGUGCUUGCUUCCCCGUCAGUCACUGCCUGCCUGCCGGCCUCGGUGCCUCAGUCACCCGAUCUCUCCAGUUCUCAGACGUCGCCAGAUUGAUGUUGGCGACCUUUUCGCCGUUGGGGAGCAGCCGGAUAUCGGGGUCAGUCCCCACACGACCCAACAAACACACCUUGUUGAUCGACUUCUCCGACUGAAUAAGCAAUCAAUCAGCCAAUCAACCAGCGGCAACAGAGGCGUGUGUGGGCAUUCACACCACCGGCAGUCGGCUCACCAUCAUGAUUCUUGACGGCAGGUUUUGCUGCAUCGGCGCCUUGGGCUGCAUUCUCCUGGUCUGCGUCGCCUUCAUUGAGGAUAUUGGGGUGCGGUGGGUGCGUGCGACUCUCUGAGCACUGAGUACAAAGCUCCAUGCCGACAGCGGCAGCACGACCAGCAGGGCGACAGAAUAAAGCAUCGAUGGAAGACGGCACUCGCAGAUCUUCAUUCUGCAGCUGACGGAGGUGGCUGGCGUAGCGUGGAACAGCUGAACUGGUUGUAGCGGCGGGAGAGAAACCGUU